AUGGCAGAAUCCUCCAGCAAUCAACUCCUGCAGAUUCUUGAUGUGUUUGAGCAACUCAAGUUGACCUCGCAGCAAAUAAAGUACAUCGUUCUUCUGCUAGGAGUUCCGCUGAACAAGCUGGACGAUAUUGAUGGAAGCCGCAAAGACGAAAAAUACGCAAAGGCCUUGUUGGACAUCGAAGAUCCGCCUAAUUGGGGAAAGAUGGUGGCUGCGCUUCGGAUUCUUGGACUGAACACCAAGGCCGACUGUCUCAAACAAAUGGCAGGCAUUACAAUCGCGGAGAACCCGCCGAUGUCACCGCUAACGCAUACGUUUUUUCUACUGACGGAGCUGACACAGGCAGAAACGAGGUCACUGUUUUUGUGGCUCGGUGUACCUAUUCAUUGCCUUGAUGAUAUUGACGACGAAUAUCGCGGCAAUAACCGAAACAUACACUAUAUUCAAGCCUGGCUCGACAAAGAAACGCAACCAAGUCUUCCUCAUAUAAUCGCCGGACUACAAAAGAUAGGGAAAGUUGCAUUGGCCGAUAAAAUUAGCAAGUUUGUCGCGAAGGAACAAGCUGUUGCCGAGAAGAAAAUGGAGAGAUAA
Messenger RNA from Geodia barretti, 588 nucleotides. The record is from the annotation of a GenBank genome assembly. NCBI's taxonomy places the organism in Eukaryota, Metazoa, Porifera, Demospongiae, Tetractinellida, Geodiidae.